CCCUAUCAACGAAUUCGAUACAUGACAAAGCGUAACAUGACACCCCCUACGUAUACUCAAACUAUAUGCAUAUAUAAUAAAAUACAAAUAAUAUUAAUGCAGUGUCUCGUAUGAGCCUCGUAUAGCUUUGCUACUUUCCACAUAUAAACAUAAUUCGUUAUUCGUCUGACUCGGGAUAAUAAACAUCGAAGAGUCAUGAAAUUACUCAUCGUAACUUUGGCAACAAUAUUCACGUUUGUUGGCUUUUGUGAGUCGUGUAGCCAACCUGUGGGUUACGAGUCGAAGUCGAUUGCGGAAUUAACCAAACUGGCGCCGCUGGUGUUGCAUGCCAAGGUCGUGGCAACAGACAACCGAACGAUACACCGACAAGAGUAUAAGGCAACACUAAAUGUCAGCCAUGUUUACAAAGGGAAAUUGAACGAAACUCAAAUUGUAGUUGCAGGCUUCGCAGACUCGGCAGCUUGUCGGUCUGAAGUUUUUGUCGGAUAUGAAAGGAUAUUUUUCUUAGAUGUUAAUCCGUUCAGAGCUAGGAAUGAUGAUAUAUCAUCUGCUGUGGUAACGAAUUCAAGCGAGAUAUUUCAGGGAAUUCUUGAAGGUCUUUGCUGUCCCUAUACACCAGGUUAGCUGACAUUAAAUUUAGAGAGACAAGCUCACAAGCAAGAUGGUCAGCAUAAUCUCUCAUUUUCUAUGUGUAUGUAUCAUCAUACAGCCAUUCUUGAAUCUAUGAUGUAUAUCAUCAUAUGUUUCAGCUCGGGGUGGUUGUAUUAAAACUCUUAGUGUCUAAAAUACGCGAUUUUGAUUGGUUGACUUUUGCACCACCGUAGUUAACUUAAUUUGAUUUAAUAAAUGGUGAAUUUCAACAACCUGUAUUAUAGACAACUGCGAAUUCACUGUAUUAUAGACAACUGCGAAUCAAAGUGUCAACUGGUGUUGGGCGGAGUACUCUGUGUCCGAACGAUAUCACAAGCAACGCGUGUGUCGUUCGAUACUUGCACCCUUUUUUCUUGAGACUCAUAAACCACUAGAAUAACUUUUAAUAUUUAAAAUGUGGUUCGCCAAGUCAUGUGUAGAAAAGAUUUAUCCAUACUUUGCCCAACUUUAGGAAAAAUGAAUCGUAUACAUUGUAUAUCACGAUCCACUUCUUCAUGAUAUUUGUUUAGGCCUGUAUGUCAUGUGGAAUAUUUUUUCUUUUUCAGAUUGUCCACGAGAAAUAACCUGUCGUGGUUGUACGACGGCUGUGACAUCGAUCUGGUUUUUUAUCAUGUAAGUUUAAACAUAUUAGCGUUAACGGUAGGUUAAAAUUUAACCCGCUGUUUCGCAGUAGAGAAUAACACUUCUAUUAACAGGAUAACAUUCCUGAAAAAUAUCUUCAAUUUAUAAACUGGCUGUUCGCUUUGAUGUUUCUCGUUCACACGAUAUAGCUAACCGUACGUGCAUGGCAUUCGGACAACCGUCGCAUACAAUAUAAAGGCGUAACAUUUAAAGUAUUACCAAAUUACAGUUUUCCAUUUUACACAUCUGUUCAUACCAGGUUCAUACUUAAUCUGUGCAGUCCUCGCUGAUUCAUUUGAUGUGUUUAUGUACUAUAUUAUGUCUUGUUUCUUUAGAAUGUUGGGGAUUGCCAUUAAAUUACUCCUUGGUUGAUAAAGAAUGUCACAGAUUCCUAUACUGUAUUUAAAAGAUUGCAUGUUUUACACAACGCUUUUGAUGUCGUAUAUACCUCAUGGAGUAAGAACAUGGGCCAAAAUUAAAAGGAAAGCCAAACGGAUUGCGGAAACGUUCAGUGUCCUUUCUAUUCUUUUUGUCUGCCUGUUUAUCAUGGCUACAAGGAGUAUAGAAUAUUAUGAUUUUAUCAACUGAUUAAACUUGGUUAGCGCGAUACGCGGAUCCGUUAGAAAACUAACUGGAAUUAGCUGGGGGAAAUGGUAUGAAAACCGUCCACAGAGGUUAUUAGUUCAAUUUAAAUUUAAGUUUGGCCGAAUGACUAAAUAGCAACGAAGACUUAACUAUUAAUUACCAUAGUAGUAGUAGUACGUAUAAAAACAAGCAAAUUUUCAAAUAUUUUUGCAUGGUGACAAGCAUGGUUUGUAAAACAGAAAUGUUAUGGAAUUUCAUUAUACUGAGCUCAAAAAUAAAAACAAAAUAACUAUAACUCCAAAAAUGAACAUUUUAAUUUCGACAUCAUCAGGAAUGAUAGAUUAGCUGCAUCACACCCAGCCUAGACCUAGGCCUUUACUCGGCUGGCUUUGGCAGAUUUGGUCAAUUUCGGGCUAGCAUUUGGUAAGUAUAGCCAUGGUCCCAGUCUUUUCAUGUGAAAAAGCACUGAAUAUUAAAAAAAUAAUAAAAAUAGAAGGUCCAGGUAUAGGUUGGAUUAAACCAUAGUCGAAUGUUAGAGCAGAAUACAAUGUUCAUUUUUGGUUAACUAUAAAAACAGGAGUCAGGAUUAACAAAUAAUUGCAACCAUGUUAGACGUAGAUGGAGUGUCCACGUCAGCCAGCGUUAAAGUGGGGGCUAGCUAGCCAGAACGUAAGCUAAAGUGGCGGUUAAUUUUUGAAUGGAUUAGAAUAUGAAGCUAUACAGUGUAACAUCUUUAAAACAAAUAGUAUGUACAGGUUAUAAAGAAUUGUUCUUAUCAGAACUCGUUCACGAGAAAAUAUCAGACGAUUGUAAGCUAUAAGAUGAGGGCAACAAGCAAGGAGGUUAAAAACACAACCACAUACGACAUAUUAGUUUGCGAGGCUUUGCUAGGACAUAUGAAUGUCUCGUCAGAUUCAAACUCGCCUGUACUGGAUCUGCCCGAAUCCGACAUUUUGGAAAAAUGAAACACGCCCAAUUCUCGCUUCUGAGUCGUCCAGGGUGCGGACGGAUCGUUAGAAAUUCGCCCGAUACCAUCGCUUGUUACCGCGUAAAAUGCUGACACAGGCUGAACCUGUUUGAGGUCUAACCAGUCACCUGUCAUCCGGUCGCAUAGGUCAAGGUCGUGUACACCAAUGAACCAAUCAGGUGAAGGUGUUAUUCUGGUUAUAAAAGAAACCAAAGGACGUACGGAGUCAACAUUGAAUUCAAUUACGUCUGAGGUUCGCUGAGGUGCGAGAGGGGUAGGCCGGGUGAACGCGUGUCGUGUAGUUCUGUUCCUGACCAGUUUGUUUAUUUCGUCUUCUAGCACUUUUGUAUCUCCU
Molecule: messenger RNA, 3179 nt
Organism: Paramuricea clavata
Lineage: Eukaryota; Metazoa; Cnidaria; Anthozoa; Malacalcyonacea; Plexauridae
Source: the annotation of a GenBank genome assembly